GAGAAAUGCAGAAGGACUUCACGAGAGUGCAGUUUCCAAAACCCUCAGCCAGAUACGAGUACACGCUCUGGAGAGAGUUUUACUUUGAAGGAAAUGGAACUGCUGCAUCAUUUCGUCACUCACACGGCCAAAACACUUUCGGACCAGACAGAGCACCAACACAUAUGGCAAACUGCAGUAGUCCAAAUCGCAUUUAAACACAAGUUUCUGAUGCAUGGGAUUCUCGCUGUAGCUGGUCUUCACGUGUCAGUUACGCGUCAGUGCGAGGAAGACGAUCUUUCAAUGUUAGCUGCCAAUCAUCAGGACUUGGGUUUGCAAGGAUUCCGAUCUGCUCUGGAGAACUUCAACUCAGAAAACUGUGAAGCAUUGUUUGCGUUUUCGAUACUGGUAGCGUGCUAUAUUAUCGCCUCAUCAGGGACUCGUCUCAACCCAAAUCUGACAACUGGAAGUGUAUUCAACGAGGUCCUACUGGGUGCUGUUGUAGACUGGAUACGCAUAUUCAGAGGCACUGAUCACAUCGCUCGUCGUGGUAAGAUGUGGCUUGAAGAUGGUCCUCUUGCGCCCUUGCUUGUAGACAGCGCUUUCUGCCAGAUCACCCAGCCCAUAGACGACAAAGCCGUCAAGGAAGACGAAUAUUUAGCCAGCCUACAACAGCUAUGGCACCCUGGUACGCCAUCCAUGGUACAGGAUGUUAGUAGCGAGGAGGCAGCCAUAUACGAUGAGGCCUUACACUACUUGCGAGAGGCUUACGGCCGCAUGAGCCGAGCCAAAGCACCGCCGAACAACUGUACAUGGUGUUAUGCAAAAUCUGCUCAGACCGACAACCCCCAUCAAUUUAUCUCACCGAUAGUCGCUGGCUACUUCUGGUUCGUACAGGUCCCGGUCGAAUUUUUCGAGAUGCUCGAGCAGCAUAAGACUGUUGCUCUCGUCCUCCUAGUACACCAAGGGGUUCUGAUCAAGAGGGUUGGCAACCUUUGGUGGAAUCGGACACCAGCGUUCAAAGUCGCGAGCUCAGUAAACUCGACAAUACCUUCGGAGUAUCAUGCUUGGCUCGAGUGGCCGAACCAAGAGAUUGAGUACGAUCCCCACGCUGACUGAUCCUUCUCCUGAUCCUCCUCCGAGGUUGGGCAAACCCCUCUCAGCCAGCUACUUAAUGCUCCACAGUCCUCCCUCGACGACACACGGGGUCAACUGAUCACACGCGUCUCUGGACAAGACGUCUGACAGCACAAAAAGCUCGCUACGACUGACGCUGUGGGUUUAUCGACUUUACGCGACUCUAUACUAGUAGUCACGGUGCGAUCUAAGUCUCUGGAUCAACCAUGAACGCCUUCUCUUAUUCCAAGGCCACGUGCCGU
Aureobasidium subglaciale EXF-2481 is the source of this 1358-nucleotide messenger RNA. RefSeq lists its product as uncharacterized. The transcript has a single exon. Gene Ontology annotation, biological process: regulation of transcription by RNA polymerase II. NCBI's taxonomy places the organism in Eukaryota, Fungi, Ascomycota, Dothideomycetes, Dothideales, Saccotheciaceae. The coding region runs from base 94 to 1098 and encodes 334 amino acids. The record is from RefSeq and is a predicted model, not a curated record. Gene Ontology annotation, molecular function: DNA-binding transcription activator activity, RNA polymerase II-specific.